Messenger RNA from Macadamia integrifolia, 1581 nucleotides. Its product is annotated as cytochrome P450 89A2-like. The record is from RefSeq and is a predicted model, not a curated record. Gene Ontology annotation, cellular component: membrane. The transcript is spliced from 2 exons. The coding region runs from base 1 to 1581 and encodes 526 amino acids. Lineage: Eukaryota; Viridiplantae; Streptophyta; Magnoliopsida; Proteales; Proteaceae. Gene Ontology annotation, molecular function: oxidoreductase activity, acting on paired donors, with incorporation or reduction of molecular oxygen, NAD(P)H as one donor, and incorporation of one atom of oxygen; iron ion binding; heme binding.
AUGGAAGUCUGGUUCAUCCUCCUCCUUUCUCUGUGUCUCUGCGCAGCCCUCAAAUCCUUGCUCUAUCUCACCUCACAUGGCAAACCCAAGAAAACAAAGCUCUCCCUCCCACCAGGCCCUCCCAAAAUACCUAUAAUCGGUAACAUAAUCUGGCUUUACAGAUGCUUCUCUGACGUUGAAGGAACCCUCCACAACGUCCACCUCAAGUAUGGCCCCAUCAUCACCAUCCACAUUGGCUCCAACCCAGCCAUCUUCAUCACAACCCACUCUCUAGCCUAUCAAGCCCUCAUUGAGAAUGGAGCCGCCUUCGCCGACCGCCCACCACCCACCGCUUCUAGCCCCAUCAUUACUUGUAACCAACACACCAUCAACUCCGCCGCUUAUGGUCCUCUUUGGCGGGUCCUUCGUCGGAAUUUCACCUCAGAGAUCAUCCAUCAUUCUCGGGUUAAAAGCUUCUCUCAUGCUCGCAAAUGGGUCUUACAGAUACUUAAAACGUUGCUCAGAUACCAUGUUGAAUCAGGCGAGCCUGUUCGUCUAAUGGAGAACAUUCAGUACGUCAUGUUCUGCUUACUGGUUUUUAUGUGCUUUGGUGAUAAACUUGAUGAGAAGGUUAUUAGAGAGAUUGAAGACGUAGAGAGGAAGCUACUUAAAAUUUUCCAAAUCUUCAAUAUACUUGGGUUCUUCCCUACGUUGGGAAAAUUCUUCUUUAGAAAAAGUUGGCAGCAAUUGAUUGAUAUGCGAAAGAGAGAGGAUUCUAUUAUAAUCCCUCUAAUAAGAGCCAGACAAGAACGAAAUAAGAAGAAGAAACAAGAGCAAAAUCCCAAUGAAGAUGAUGAAUUCUUCGCCUCCUAUGUCGAUGCACUGUUAAAUCUUCAAAUCCCAGAUGAUGAUGAUGAAGGGGGACCGCGGAAUCUUACCGAGCAAGAAAUGGUGGUUCUUUGCUCAGAGUUUCUAAACGCAGGCACAGACACAACAUCUACGGCACUGCAAUGGAUCAUGGCUAACCUGGUGAAGCACCAAGAAACCCAAGAAAAGCUGUAUUCUGAAAUCAAAGAAGUACUUGUGGAUAGAGGUGAAGAAGAAGGAGAGAUCAAAGAAGAGGAUUUGGCUAAGAUGCCUUACUUAAAGGCAGUGGUCUUGGAAGGGCUAAGGCGACACCCACCAGUCCAUUUCGUGGCGCCUCAUGCUGUCACGGAAGAUAUAGUGUUGGACGGCCACAUCAUACCGAAGAAUGCCACGAUUAAUUUCAUGGUGGCACAGAUGGGGUGGGACCCAAAGGUUUGGAAAGAUCCAAUGGAGUUUAAUCCAGAGAGGUUCGUAUUGGGUGAUCAUGAUCAAGUGGUAGGGUUCGAUAUAACAGGGACUAGGGAGAUUAAGAUGAUGCCGUUUGGUGUAGGGAGAAGGAUUUGCCCUGGACUUUCGUUAGCCGUGCUACAUCUGGAGUAUUUUGUUGCAAAUUUGAUCAGAGAUUUCAAAUGGACGGCUGUUGAGGGAGUUGGUGUUGACUUGACUGAGAAGCAAGAGUUUACAGUUCCCAUGAAAAACCCAUUGCAAGCCCACAUCUCUCCAAGGGUAAAAUAA